Molecule: messenger RNA, 1767 nt
Organism: Aplosporella prunicola CBS 121167
Lineage: Eukaryota; Fungi; Ascomycota; Dothideomycetes; Botryosphaeriales; Aplosporellaceae
Product: glycosyltransferase family 57 protein
Exons: 3
Coding region: 1-1767 (588 amino acids)
Biological process (GO): protein N-linked glycosylation
Cellular component (GO): endoplasmic reticulum membrane
Molecular function (GO): dolichyl pyrophosphate Man9GlcNAc2 alpha-1,3-glucosyltransferase activity
Source: RefSeq, a predicted model, not a curated record
AUGAACAUGGGCCCGCCUUCGCACAAGCCGCGCAAGAAGAAGGCCGACAGCGCCGUUCUCGCCAACCCUCGCCAUGGCACCGUCCUGGCCGACGACAAAGGCCACAUCACCGCUCCGGGCUUCCCUCUCGUCGCCUUUCUGUGGCCCGCCAAAGGAACAGUGACCCAAUGGGUCGUGCUGCCCCUCGUCCUGAUGGCCGUGGGCCUUUUCCGCUGGGCCACUGCUUUCUGGGGAUAUUCUGGCUUCCAAAAACCACCCAUGCACGGCGACUUCGAAGCGCAACGUCACUGGAUGGAGGUUACUACCAAUCUCCCCAUAUCCCAAUGGUACUUCCACGACUUGGAAUGGUGGGGUCUGGAUUACCCGCCGCUCACGGCAUACCAUAGCUGGCUUCUUGGGAAGAUCGGUCAGUCAAUUGACCCAUCCUGGUUUGCCCUGUAUACCUCUCGUGGCCUCGACGACCCCACGUUGAAGAUCUUCAUGCGCGCGUCCGUCUUCGUCUCCGAGUAUCUGAUCUACAUCCCCGCGGCCAUCAUCUUCCUCCGGCGCUACUCUCGCCUGCAAGACGUCAACACGUGGGAAUACUCGAUCGCGCUCGUUGCGAUUCUGAUGCAGCCGGCGACAAUCCUGAUCGACCAUGGCCACUUCCAGUAUAACACGGUCAUGCUUGGCCUGGUGCUUGCUAGCAUGUCUAGCAUGGUCGCGGGAAGGCCCAUGUGGAGCUGCGUGUACUUUGUUGCAGCGCUCGGAUUCAAGCAGAUGGCGCUAUUUUAUGCGCCAGUUGUCUUUGCGUAUCUGCUUGGUGUCUGCCUCUUCCCUCGCAUCAACAUCCUUCGCUUCAUUGGAAUCGCUCUGUUUACGGUCCUAUCGUUUGCGAUUCUCUACGCUCCACUCAUCCUGGGCACGCUUCAUAACUGGCAGAACGGGUUGUCUGUCCGGGACUUGCCGGCGCCUCCUCUUCUCUCCGCGCUCCCGGUCGAGCUGGAUGAGAAGGCCUGGUAUUAUCCGGUUGUGCUGGUGCUCGCGCAGUCCGUCCACCGCAUCUUCCCCUUUGCGCGCGGAUUAUUCGAGGACAAAGUAGCCAACGUGUGGUGUGCGAUCCACACGUUCCACAAGCUUCACGUCUAUCCUAGUGCUUUGGUCCAGCGCGCCGCGCUCCUGGCGACCAGUGCUGCCAUUGCGCCUCCUUGCCUAAUUCUGUUCCUGAAGCCGAAGAAGGAGCUGAUUCCUUUCGCGUUCGCCGCAACCUCCUGGGGUUUCUUCCUGUGUUCAUACCAAGUGCAUGAGAAGAACGUGCUUCUUCCGCUCCUGCCGAUGACGGUCCUUUUGGGGGCGGAGAGCGGAUUGACGCCCUCCACCCGUGCCUGGGUAGGAUUGGCCAACAUGCUGGGUUCAUGGACGAUGUUCCCGCUGCUCAAGCGUGAUGAGCUGCGCGUGCCGUACUUUGUCGUAACCCUGCUAUGGGCCUAUCUGAUGGGCUUGCCGCCGACGUCGUUUUCGAUCUUCCGCAGCGACCGGCCAGGCCAUCUCAACAUUCUCUCGAAGCUCAUUCACCUGGGCCUGUACGUCGCGAUGGUCGCCUGGCACUACGCGGAAGCGUUCGUCCCCCCGCCCUCCGACAAGCCGGACCUAUGGGUCGUGGUCAACGUGCUAAUCGGAGCACCCGGCUUCGGGCUCUGCUACCUCUGGUGUUUGUGGAAUUUGCUGGUCAAGAGCCAGCUCUUUGGGGGCAACGGCUCCGUGUCCACGGCCAAAAAGACGCAGUGA